GCCGGAAGCAGCAGGUUGGUGGAGGACAGACAGACAGACAGACAGCAGAGAGGGAGCAGAUUAUCUCCCGGGGUUUAUCCACACUUCUCGGUCGCAGCUCGUCAGAUUUCUUUUGCCCAGGACGAAGAACAACAUGGCUUUAACCCAAGAAUCCAUAUUGUCUUUUUUACUGGAGCACGGAGGGAAGGUGAAGAACUCGGAGCUGGUGAACAAUUUCAGGAGUGAGAUCAACUGCAGUGAUCCCGCGGAAAAGCAGCACAAUAGAGACCUUUUCAAGAGGCUGGUGAACAGCGUGGCUGUGGUCAAACAGAUCGACGAGGUGAAGUUUGUGGUGGUGAAGAAAAGGUACCAGGACUUUGUCAAAGACGGAGCGCAUGAUGCGCACAAAACACAGAUGGUGGACACUUUCCACAGCCACAGCACGAGCGUUUCGUCCCCACACAGAGACGAGGCGGACAGCGUGAUUUAUUCAGAUAUUCAAAACAACAAUGUGGACUUUUCACAAAACAUAAACUAUAAUAACAGUUAUGGUGAUGCCAAACGUGUGUCUGUGGGGAAGGGAGGGGGCUCUUUUAGCACUGCUGUGGACACGAGCACUGUCAAAGUCCUGAACAUCUCUGCAGAUCAUGUGAGCAGAGCAGGGAAAUCUGGAGCUGUGUUUGCUGUCAUAGCAGUUAAAUCCCCAACGAGAGAAUGUGAUCCAGCAGCACGAGAUGGAUCACAUUUGCGUCAACAUAAAGCUUUGGAAAGUGAAGCUUGUGUGAUGCCAACUCUCACCUCUCCUGAUGCACUGAAUGACAACCAGUGCCGUAAAACGCCCAGACACACAGAGGACACCCACCCACCAGGGUUUUCACAGGUGAGGCCCCAAAGUAGGACCUUAAGACCAGCAGCAGAUGAUGCCAAGUACUCUGAGUCUGUGCCUUUGGAGCCAUUAGCUCAUGAGUGGUUGGUGAAGUGUGCUGCUGGACUGUGGGGACAAAUCCACGCUUUGCUGCUGCGGGACACACGGUUGGCACAAAAGAAGGACUUCAUGUCUGGCUUCACAGCACUACACUGGGCCGCCAAGGACGGCAACAGUGAGGUGAUACGUAAGCUGAUGGACGUCUCCAGGAGAAGAGGCACUGACCUCAACGUCAACAGCAAAACCCAUGGAGGGUACACGCCUUUACACAUCGCGGCCAUGCACGGACACACUGAGGUGAUGGUUUUGCUCGUGCAAAGGUAUGGGGCGAGUGUUAAUGAAAGGGACAACGCAGGCAAGAAGGCCUUCCACUACCUGGGUCAAGGUGUGUCAGCUGACACCAGAGCCCUUUUGGGGGGACUGCAGCAGAGCAGGUUCGGGGAGAAGACGGAGGAGGACGAUUACAGAGAUCACAGCAAAGGCUUCAACACUAUUAGUAAACUGUUCCAGCCUCACAUGGGGAGGAAACACAAGACAACAACAAAGUGUGCUCAUGACUGGUGAGAAUCAUCAAGCUGUGAGACGAACUGUUGAAGUUGUAAAAGAUAAUACUGCCUUCAUUUGUAUAGUUAUGUUAAUAAUUAACAUCUAUUGUUAAAUAAGCUGUUGCUCACUUUUCAAAUGUGUCUCUCACUUCUGGAUUAAAUAUU
Messenger RNA from Solea solea (common sole), 1614 nucleotides. RefSeq names its product sosondowah ankyrin repeat domain family member Ab (gene sowahab). The record is from RefSeq and is a predicted model, not a curated record. The transcript has a single exon. Gene Ontology annotation, molecular function: protein binding. NCBI's taxonomy places the organism in Eukaryota, Metazoa, Chordata, Actinopteri, Pleuronectiformes, Soleidae. The coding region runs from base 134 to 1468 and encodes 444 amino acids.